Messenger RNA from Rhincodon typus (whale shark), 2623 nucleotides. Its product is annotated as nuclear receptor subfamily 1 group D member 1-like. Gene Ontology annotation, biological process: negative regulation of transcription by RNA polymerase II; cell differentiation; hormone-mediated signaling pathway. The record is from RefSeq and is a predicted model, not a curated record. Lineage: Eukaryota; Metazoa; Chordata; Chondrichthyes; Orectolobiformes; Rhincodontidae. The coding region runs from base 10 to 411 and encodes 133 amino acids. The transcript has 2 exons. Gene Ontology annotation, molecular function: nuclear receptor activity; RNA polymerase II cis-regulatory region sequence-specific DNA binding.
CAGGUCCUGAUGGUGAGGUUUGCCUCACUGUUUAACAUGAAGGAACAGACCGUCACUUUUAUCAGUGGAACCACCUACUCCAUCGAAGAGCUGCGGGGCAUGAGGAUGGGAGAUCUGCUCAACUCUAUGUUUGACUUCAGCGAGAAGCUGAGCUCCUUGCACCUCAGUGAGGAAGAGCUGGGCCUGUUCACUGCCGUCGUACUGGUCUCUGCAGAUCGUUCCGGAAUCGAAAACGUCAGCUCGGUGGAACAGCUUCAGGAGACACUAAUCCGAGUCCUGAGGGCGCUAAUCAUGAAGAACUAUCCCAACGAGGCAUCGCGCUUCACCAAACUCCUCCUGAAACUCCCUGACCUCCGCACUUUGAACAACAUGCACUCGGAGAAGUUGUUGGCCUUUCGGAUAGAUCCCUGAAUCUCCUGCCGAGCUGCAGCCACACCAGACUUGUCUCUGUGAAAUUUUUAGAGCAAUUUUUUAAUUUAUAUUUCAAUGAACGUUUGGGUGAAAUAUUGCAUCUUGUAAAAAUGUGUAUAUUUCAGCUGUCAAUGGAGUGUAAUAUAUUCUUAUAAGGAAUGUUCUACAAAUUAAUAGAUUUAACUGUCCUCUGGGGCCUAGGAUAUGUCUGCAAAAUGAGCUUGUUGGUAGAACUCGCCAUGAGGUUAUCUGUUUGCUGUUUUGGAGUGCUGUCUAAAAGGCAAUUGAAGAACUGUGCACCCUGAGCAGUGAGCAGGCAAUGAUCUGCAGUGCCCUCUGUUCUGUUGCCUUUCUCAAUGUUCUCCUUGACUAACUACAUGUCUGCGUUUCAGUGUCUGAACCCACACCAAAUUCCAGUCUUGUCCUCUGGUCGAACACGAUCAUCCCGUUUAGCAACUGAAGCAGAGUAGGUGAGACCGCUUCUUGAAGUUUUGGCUGCUCUCUGGUGGAAGGUGAAAGGUGAGGAGUUGACUUCCAGCCUGAGCGUGUGAUGUUCCUCACUUACAGCUUGAGCAGCUGAAGCCCGUCUCACCUGUUGCAUUUCGUUCCCUUGUUGAGCAGAAAUGACGUUUCACCUUGUGACUGUCUCCGUGGCAUAGACUGAAGUUUCAAACUGCUCCAGACAUUGUAUAACAAGCAACAAAGUGGAUCAAACUCAAGGCAUGACAUGCGUCCCUUGAAAUUUGCGUUGAAAUGAUGGGAGUUGUCUGAGAGGAGGUUAAUGCAUGUUUUGUGGUUUGCUUGUACUUGAGACCUCUAUUGAAGAUUCAACAGAUCAGCUGUCUCCCUCCACUCUCCCUAUCCCUGCCGCGCACCCGUGAGCACAAGAGGAGAGAAGACCCUACACCCCACCCCUGGUCUCCUGAAUCAAUUGGUGCACUGGCCAAGGUGCCUAUGUUAUCUCUGGGCUAGGGAAACUGUUGGAGGAGCUGAGUGGUUUAGGGAAAAGAACAACCAGCAGUUUCUAUCUGUGUUGGAAAAUAGAUGUUGUGUAUUGGGGAUGGUUUAUAUACUUCAAUAAUUUGAAAAGCUCAAGUGGUUGGUGGAAAGAAGAAGAGACGCUAUUGAGGUUUUCCGUCAUGUACUCAUCAGGACAGAUGCAAGAAUGCCAAAUUUCAAAGGAAACAACAAUUUAUGCUGCAUGAGAAGAGAGUCCUGAUUGGCUGGCAAGUAGACUCUGAUUGGUCAUGGUGUUGCCAAGACGAGAAUGCCAUGAGAAAACUCAGUCAGUUCUGUAUAGUUCUGAGGAAGGGUCACUGGACUCGAAACAUUAACUCUGCUUUCUCUCCACAGAUGCUGCCAUGACCUGCUGCAUUUUUCCAGCAAUUUCUGAUUUUGUUUCUGCAUCCACAGUUCUUUGGGUUUUUUUCCCACUAGAGGACUAUUGUCCCUUACCCUUUUGUUGAAUUGAUAAAAUUGGUACCACCGACCGACAUCUGUAUGUGCCUUCAGUUUUGUUAUCUGAACGUAAUGAUCAAUUUUGUUAACGGCCUGCUAGUUUGUCUUUGCGUUUGUGUCUGUGCUCCUCCUUGAAACAGUGCCGUGGGAUCUCUUACACCCACCUGCACAAACAGGUGAGGCCUUGCUUUAGUGAGACAUUGCACCUCCAACCUUGCAGGACUCCCUGAGCACUGCACUGGAGUAUCAGCUUUCCUUUUUAUUUCCCUCAAGCCCUGGAUUGGGACUUGAACCCAGGACCAUUUGGCUCAGAUGUAAGUUCUACGAACUGAGCCAAGCCUGACAUUGAACAUGUUCCUUUCCUCCUUUGAAGUUUGGCGUUCUUGUGUCUGUUGUAACGAAUGAUGGUGAGAUGAGAAACUUUGAUGGCCUGUUGGCACGUUCAGCAAGGUUUAAGUCAGAACUCUGACUGACUUUCCCUUUGGGUCCCUAAAUGAAGGGUAGUGUCCAUGGAACUGUCUCCCAGCAGCGUUAGAGGGAGGAGCUGCGUGAAAGCUGAAGUGUUUUGAACUUUAAGAGAAAAAUCCAUAACCUUGUGUGGCCGCUGCAGCAGGGCAGAACCUGCUUUCGAUAAAUAAAUUUACUGCAUCUGUCUCAAUAUAGUUCAAUAAUUGAUGUGCAUUGUGAAUCCAGAUGAAAUCAUUAACAGUUUCUAAGAAUAAAAGAAUGAAUACACUGAGUUAAAUAACAAAAU